GAGAACCGCGUGUGGAGUGAACGCCGUGACUGUCCCUUUCCCGCGUACCCCUCUCGAGCUGAUGUGAACGCAAGGGAAAAUAAUGUUUCUUGGGAGAUCGAGGCCUAACCUUGUGUGGUGGACUUGGUUAGUUUACCUUGCCGCGGCUGAGGAAGAAUGCGGUCCUUGGCUCACCUCCUCGCCCAGCAUCGAGCAGGAGAUCGACCUCAACCCCUUACAGAACGCCAACCUGUGGUUCAGACCCGAAGUAGACUUUGCUCGGAUCACUUUCUUCGUAGUGCCGAGGACUAUCGAGCCCUGGUCCUUCGUACUGACGAAUGCCAGCCUCAUGAAGGCCAUAUUCCUGUCUCAGCCCACGGCGAAGCGGGAAGGGAAGAUCAUAGGACCUUUUAUAACGACCACCUUCGGAUACAAUACCAUAAGAACGCUCAACGUGACCAGCAACGUCACCGUAUUUUGGAAUGUCUGUACCAGCCCCUAUGUCUGCACCGCGCCUCCCACGCCGUACUGUUCAGAAUUCCGGGAUACUGUGCUCGGUGCCCUUUUCGCUGCAGCCUUGGUCGUUGCUGUGGGCGAGGCAGGGUACAUCUGCUACAGGAGAACGAGGGAAGGUGCGCGUCCUUCCUCUGCCAAAGCCACUGCCAGUAGAACAGAUUCGGACACGAUUUACGAGGAAUGGAAUGAAAAUUGGCUAAUGAGAAACGGUCGACGUAUACAAAGAUAAGAAUGAAGGAAGAAGAAGAGGAAGGAGAAGAGGAAGGAGAUGGAGAAGGAAGAAGAAGAGGAAGGAGACGGAGAAGGAAGAAGAAGAGGAAGGAGACGGAGAAGGAAGAAGAAGAGGAGG
This is a messenger RNA of Penaeus chinensis, 844 nucleotides long. RefSeq lists its product as uncharacterized. Lineage: Eukaryota; Metazoa; Arthropoda; Malacostraca; Decapoda; Penaeidae. The transcript has 5 exons. Bases 83 to 724 code for a protein of 213 amino acids. The record is from RefSeq and is a predicted model, not a curated record.